GGCUCGGACUUUGGCGAAACUCGCCCGAGCCGCAGCCCCCUGAGCUCGCUGCUCUGCUCCGCGGUGCUCUUUUCGAGGGAUGUGCCAUGGCUCCCUCGUCUUUCUCCUACCCGACGCCCUCGUCUGCGGCCUCCGCACGUCUGAGGGGCCUCAGAGAGCGAUGGCUGAAGCUCUACGACCUGGUCGUCGAAAUGCGUCGUCGCUUUCCCGCGCCAGUCGACUCCAUGGGCUGCCAUGUGCUCCCAGACUACGUCAAGCAGUCCCAGUCAAUAGCAUCUCAGAACCUACAAAUCCUCAUCUCUCUCCUUCUCUCCUCACAGACAAAAGACCAGCACACCUUCGCCGCUGUUCAAGCCCUGCGCGACCACCUCCAUCCUGACGAGAUAACUCCUGCCCGAAUAUGCUCACUAGACGACAAAGUUCUGGAUACCCUGAUCCAUGGGGUUGGCUUCCAUGCCAAAAAGACAGUCUACAUGAAGAAAAUAGCGGAAAUGCUGCUCCCCGGUCGCGGACUAAACGAACGUAUUCCUACAGACCUCAACACUCUUGUCAAAACCUUCCCCGGAAUCGGACCCAAAAUGGGUAUUCUCUAUCUCCAAAAUGCGCAGCCGUAUCCAGGUGAUGCCUCUGAAGAUAACGAGGAUUCUAAAAGCGACAAGAAAGAGAGCGAACAAGACUUUGGGCUCGCAGUUGACACUCACGUUCUCCGUCUAUCCCAGCAAUUCGGCCUCGUCUUUCCUCCUUCCUCAUUCCGCAAUACGUCUAAAGAAGUCACGCCAGAAAUAGCACGCGUGCAAAUCGAGGAGAUCGUGCCAAAAGAGCACUGGAAGGAAGCUAAUCCAUUACUAGUGGGCUUCGGCCAGACUAUCUGCGGUGCACGCUCGAAAUUGUGUGGCAAUUGUAUUAUUGCCGAAACCGGGCUUUGCAAAGCUGUCGACCGGCGCAUGCUCACUUCUUCAGUUACUACAAAGAAGAGGAAACUCGAGACCGGCACUACCUCAAAGUAUUUUGAAGCUACCACAGACGAAAACUCGAUUAAAGUCGAAAAGAUAGUAGAGGUCAAAGUCAAACGGGAGAAAACAAUUAAACAGGAAGUGCCUUUCACUGACAUUGAGGAACUUGUAGGCGGUAGGACACUACGGUCUGGGAGAUCAAGGUAGGCAUGA
This is a messenger RNA of Myxozyma melibiosi, 1166 nucleotides long. RefSeq names its product DNA glycosylase. Bases 87 to 1160 code for a protein of 357 amino acids. Gene Ontology annotation, cellular component: nucleus. The transcript is spliced from 2 exons. Gene Ontology annotation, biological process: base-excision repair, AP site formation; base-excision repair; nucleotide-excision repair. Gene Ontology annotation, molecular function: DNA-(apurinic or apyrimidinic site) endonuclease activity; oxidized pyrimidine nucleobase lesion DNA N-glycosylase activity. The record is from RefSeq and is a predicted model, not a curated record. NCBI's taxonomy places the organism in Eukaryota, Fungi, Ascomycota, Lipomycetes, Lipomycetales, Lipomycetaceae.